Periophthalmus magnuspinnatus is the source of this 1942-nucleotide messenger RNA. RefSeq names its product Cdk5 and Abl enzyme substrate 1 (gene cables1). Gene Ontology annotation, biological process: regulation of cell cycle; nervous system development. The record is from RefSeq and is a predicted model, not a curated record. Gene Ontology annotation, cellular component: cytosol. NCBI's taxonomy places the organism in Eukaryota, Metazoa, Chordata, Actinopteri, Gobiiformes, Gobiidae.
ACAGUUAUACGCAUGUACUUAAAAGACAGGGCAGCACCAUUCAGACACACGAGCCCAAACAACAGUGUUUUAUGGAUGUGUGAGCAGCAGGAGCGCAGCUGAGGACUCUCGGAGUGCGGGAAGUGCGGACCAUGGCGGCUGCCACGAGCAGCACAUCUACGGCCACGCUACCAUUAAAACACACCGAGCUCAUACGGAAAGGCAUCGACCCCAGGAGGAGGCAAGCAGCGCUCUCUUUCCUCAGUAACAUUUCCCUGGACGGACGGCCCGUGCAGGACGAUGCAGACAAUCAGACCGAGGAGGAGGGCUCGCUGGAGCCUAGGACUAGACAGAGCCUGGUUUCUCCGGAGCGAUGCGUUUCCGCAGCCAGCGCCAACACAGUCGCUCUUGCAAACCAGGCUCUCCUUGCGAGCAACCGAGCCGCUCAUGGGACGGGUCCCACCACCCCAGGAGCAGCAGGGGCGCCUGCGUGCACAGACAACACCGAGGGAGACGCGUUCCUGCCCGCAGCCCUCAGCUCGCCCUUCUCCGUGCCCACGUCAGCCAGAGGCAGGCUGCAGACCUACACUCAGGGAAUCCUGCCCGCGCCAUACUCCAGGCAAUCCUCCCUCAACUACAGCGCGGAGGGCGGUCAGAUAGAGCUGCAGAGAUCCAGACGAAGACUCAUCUCACAGCGCUCGUCACUUGAAACACUUGAGGACAUUGAGGAGAAUGCUCCUUUACGCAGGUGCCGCACUCUGUCUGGUUCACCUCGACCAAAGAGCUUCAAGAAGGUGCACUUCAUCAAGAACAUGAGGCAACACGAUACUCGCAAUGGAAGGAUAGUCCUUGUCAGUGGCAGAAGAUCCUUCUAUAGUGUAUUUUCAGUGCUGCCCUAUCGAGAUUGUAGCCAAGCAGGGGAUGCGAGGCUGGAGGGCGGGCGGCAGAGGCACCCGUCUGGAGGAGUCAGUGCCAAAGAGAUGGUGAACGGGAUGGAUGGAGUCGAGCUGGGAGCAGAUGGAAAGACAGUGUCAUAUACCCAGUUCCUGUACCCUACAAACGUCCUGGGUGGAGGCAGGAGGAACACCAUCGACUCCACCUCGUCCUUCAGCCAGUCCCGAAACGCCAGCCACCGCAGCCUGAUCCUGAACCGGGCUAACAGUAACCAGAGCAGCAUAGACACAGGGAAUGAUUUUGGAGAUUUUCGGGACUACGACCCCAACCUCCUAGACGAUCCACAGUGGCCUUGUGGGAAACAUAAGAGAGUCCUCAUCUUCCCUUCAUACAUGACUACAGUGAUCGAAUACGUGAAGCCCUCGGACCUGAAGAAAGACAUGAAUGAAACUUUCAAGGAGAAGUUUCCUCACAUUAGACUGACCCUCAGCAAAAUCAGGAGUUUGAAGCGGGAGAUAAAGAAACUUGCCCAGGACGAAUGUGGCUACGAGGAGCUAACUGUGGCCAUGGCUUUCGUCUACUUUGAGAAACUGGUUCUUCAAGGCAAACUGCACAAACAGAAUCGUAAACUGUGUGCGGGUGCAUGUGUGCUGCUGGCGGCCAAGAUCGGAGCGAAUCUGAAAAAACACGAGGUCAAGAUCCUAAUCGAUAAACUUGAAGAGCGUUUCAGGGUAAACCGCAGGGAGUUAAUCGCAUUUGAGUUCCUUGUCCUGGUGGCUUUGGAGUUCAACUUGCAGCUGCCCGAACACGAGAUCAUGCCCCACUACAGAAGGCUGCUGCAGACGUCCUAGCAUUAGUGUCCCAUCAGGAGGAGGGGUACCCUGCUUCCCUCCUGAUCAAACCUCUACCCCCAAAAUCCCAUCCACAGCGUCCCCACCAAACACCUGCCUGAUCCCAGACAACCUCCAAUCAGCCAAAGCUGCAUCAGUGGUUCUCAAACUUUCAACUGGAUUUAUCUCAAUAUAAAGGAUGUCACAAAAGCAAAUUUUAUUUUUACGAUUAUUGUGAG